AUGCCUGAUGGUCUGAAAGUUCCUGGCAAGCGUGACAGUCCUCAGAUUCCUGGCAUGCCUGAUGAUCUUACAAUUCCUGACAUUCCUGAUGAUCUUAUACCACCUGGCAUGUAUUCUUACAGUCAUAAAAUGCCUGACGUGCCUGAUGGUCUUCAAAUUCCUGACAAGCCUGAUAUUAAAGUUCCUGGCAAGCCGGAAGGUCUUAAAAUUCCAGCUUUACCUGACGGUUUUAUAAAGCCUGGCAUGUAUUUUUACAGAUAUAAAAUUCCCAACAUGCCUGAUGGUCUUCAACUUCCUGGCUUUGGUGAUGCUCUUCAAAUUCCUGGCAUGACUGAUGGCCCUAAAAUGCCUGGCAUGUAUUAUUAUUGUUAUAGAAUUCCAGGAAAGCAUAGAGGCCAUAAAUGGCGUUGCACGUAUGAUGGUUCCCGCAUUUGUCCAUACAGACGCAGAGGUCAGCGAAGACGUACAUGGCCUGGCUUAUGCUAUGUCACCUACUCUGUGAUUGGCAAAUCUCAUUGCAGACCUUCAAGUCGUUGCAAAGGUAAACGAUGUGUUUGGAAAGGGAAACGCUGCUGCAAAAGGAAAUUUUGCUGCAAGUCAGUGGUGAUCCAUGAUGGACAGAGCAGGCUGUUGAAGUGUAGGAAAUUACUUGUUCCUUCAAACACUGCAGGUCUUGUGCCAUGGCUUAAAGAGCCCAAAGGUCCUGCAAUACCUCACAUGCCUAUAGGUCCUGAAACACCCAAAGGUCCUAAAAAGCUUGACAGGAAUAGAGGUCACGGCAGAAAUUCAUUUACCCUCACACGUAGAGGGUACAGAAAAUGCACCAGGCCUGGCACACAGUUUAGCAUUGACAAAGUUAGAUGUUGUCGUAAAGGCAAACGUUGUGCUAAGAAAGGGAAAUGUUGCUGCAAGUUACUGGUGAUCUCUCAGGGACAGAGUCGGAAGCUAAAAUGUCGCAAGUCAGUAGUUCCUACACACACUGCAGGUCAUGUGCCAUGGAAUAAAAAGUCCAUAAGUCCUAAAACACCCAGCAUGCCUAAAGGUUCCAAAGUUCCCAAAACUCCUAAAACACAAAAAUCUUCUAAGAAUCCCCAAAAUUCUAAAAAGCGAAAAGCUUCUAAAAAGCACAAAAGUUCUAAAAAGCGCAAACCUUCUAAAAAGCGCAAACCUUCUAAAAAGCGCAAACCUUCUAAAAAGCACAGAGCUCCUAAAAAAGCCAAAGGUUCUAAAAAGUCCAAACGUUCUAAAAUUUCUGGCAUGCGUAAAGGUCCCAGCAAAUCCUCACAUAUCAACAGAUCUAAAGGUCACGGAAGACAACAACAGCCUGGCACACACUCUGGCAAUGGCAAGUGUUGCUGCAAAGGAAAUUCUUGCUGCAAGUCACUGGUGAUUCCUGAGGGAGAGAGCGGGGAGCUAAAAUGUCCAAAGGGGACAAUGGUCCAGGUGCGGUAUGCCAUCUACGGUCGUCCAAGUAAAGCGGUUUGUGCAAGAAAACAGCGGAGGGAUAAAAAACAAAGCUUGACCUGCACCGAAAACAUCACCAAUAUCAUGGCCCAAAGGUGUAACAAGAAGUCUGGAUGUGAAAUCAAAGCAUCUUCUGCACUGGCAGGAGUCCCCUGUCAACUCGCCAAAAAAUACCUGUCUGUUGGUUACCAAUGUGUCUGAGGGGUUAGGCACAGAUAUAAACAUACGGCAUGGUUUUUAUUUUCUAAUAUAUCUUAAUGGUAGACAACUGGUGGCAGGAUAAAAAAAAAUUCCAUAACUUUCAUGUUCUAUCUGGAUAGGGUUCUCUCACAAUGCAACACUCAACAGAAAAGAGGAGCAACACAAAGCCAAAAUUAAAUCUAACUGUGGUGCUCCAGAGCACACACUUAACAAAUACUUUAAAUACUACAUACACUACAAGUACAAGUAGAUCUUAAUAGUAGCAUUAACAAGUCAUCUACCUUUGAUCAAUUUCUUGACUCACUUAAGGUUUCAAAUUUGGAAUUGGCAGUCUGUUGUUUAAUAAAUGCAAAAUAAAUACUCAAGCGUGACUACACUGUAUGGAACUGGGAUAUGGUGUUGAUUAUGUUUUCUUUAUUUCUCUAAAAAACAUGGACAAGCAGCCAAAUAAUCAGCAACAAACCAGACAAAGAUAUGUGGUUAAAGACAAUGAAUUAUCUAUUAUUAUUAUCACUAUUAUUAUUGCACUCAAUAUUAUUGCUGUAAUAAAAACUACCAUUAUAAUUAAGUGUUAUAUAUGCAUAAAGAAAACAUUUUAUUAUAUAAGUAACCUGAGUUAUGUGCUGUGAUUUAGCGUGCUUCAGUGUAUUGCCUAAAUGCAUUAGUUCCUGCACUGUUUUGUUCUUUUCAUCCUAAUGUUUGGGCUUGAAAAUUAACUUUAUGGAUCACCAGAUAAAAUGGCUUCUAAUUUCUAAAAUGAUCAACCACUCUAAAUUCUAAAGUUUUAAAUUUUACUAGAAUUGACAGUUAAAAAUUAGAGACAAUAUAGAUGACAGUGGCUUAAAUCCACUACAGUUAAAUCCACGCAAUGAGAUGUUUCUCAGUAAACUGUCCCCAAUUGGAGUAAACUGAGAGAGUUUGUACCCACAUUCAUAAGUGUUAAUUUCAAGCCCUGCUGGUAUCUAUUGUCCUAAUAAUAAGAAAUAAAAUUCAAAUUUAUCUUUGAAAAA
Molecule: messenger RNA, 2675 nt
Organism: Plectropomus leopardus (leopard coralgrouper)
Lineage: Eukaryota; Metazoa; Chordata; Actinopteri; Perciformes; Serranidae
Source: RefSeq, a predicted model, not a curated record